Hibiscus syriacus is the source of this 1060-nucleotide messenger RNA. RefSeq lists its product as uncharacterized. Bases 1 to 852 code for a protein of 283 amino acids. The transcript has 6 exons. NCBI's taxonomy places the organism in Eukaryota, Viridiplantae, Streptophyta, Magnoliopsida, Malvales, Malvaceae. Gene Ontology annotation, molecular function: ubiquitin binding. The record is from RefSeq and is a predicted model, not a curated record.
AUGGAGAUAGUCACAGAUCGACGAUGGGCGAUCAUGUUGAAAGAUAAAGAGAGAUUUUAUUUGGUUUACGGGAAGGAUGUCUGCGGCAGUGUGCGGAAGCAAGAGAUCGUUCUUCAAGGAUGCCCGUCACCGCAGUCGGCUUCUCUGUUGAAGAACAAGAAGCUCCGGCGCUUUUCGCCUCAAUCUCCUUCGUCUGUUCACUUCUCUCCGCCUCUGUCUACCCUCGAACAAGUCCAAGCCCUCUUCCCUCUCAUCGACCCUCAGCUUUUGGAGAGGGUAUUAUUAGAAUGUAGCAAUGAUAUAGAUACCACUAUCAAGAGGUUACACGAGCUUUGCAUAGGCCUUGAAGAAGCUGCAGGGGUGGAGUCCGGCCCUGUUGAGGAACUGGGUACAACUGCAGAGCCGGGUAUAUUGACCAAUGGUAGAGAAGCUGCUGCUGUGGGUGUUCAGAAUCCACCAGCCACUGAAAAUCUACCUGUUGAUGGUGCAGAAUGGGUGGAUUUGUUUGUGAGGGAGAUGGUGAGCGCUACAAAUGUGAAUGAUGCCAAAGUCCGUGCAUCUAAAUUGCUGGAGGUCCUGGAGAAGGCCAUAAAUAAUCAUGAAGCUGAAGAGGCAUCAAAAACUUUUCUCAAGGAAAAUGUUAUGUUAAAGGAGCAGGUUGAAAUUUUGACUCAAGAAAAUAGAGUCCUCAAACGAUCCGUAGCUAUCCAGCAUGAACGUCAAAAGGAAUAUCAAGAUAAAAACUAUGAGUUGCAACAGUUGAGGCAGUUGGUGUCUCAGUAUCAGGAGCAGUUGCAAACUCUACAGAUGAAUAAUUUCACCUUGACGAUGCAUUUCAGACAGACACAAUAAGGCAGCUUCAUGGGUUCUAAAGAUUAAGACGGGGCAUAGGGAUGAAGUGUGUUUAGCCUGUAAAUUAUGACCAUACAAUUAGCUCAAUCUGUUUGAUUGGAUUGAUGUCUCAUGCUGCUUAUUAUGUCUGAUUCAAGUGACCAUAGGUUUAUCAUUGUCUUCAAUUGAUUCGUGUAUUACUGCCUUUUUCUUUAGAAUUGUCUUUCAA